AUGAAGGGAAUUUUAGUGAAAGAAGAAGAAACAGUAGCAUAUACAAAUGCUGGUGCAUCCCCAAGUUCAUCUUCCUCUUCCAAUUCAAAUCUUCAACCAAAACCAAUGGAAGGGUUACACGAAACAGGUCCACCUCCGUUUCUCACCAAAACCUUUGAUGUCGUUGAAGAUCCUUCCACCGAUGGAAUCGUUUCGUGGAGCAGAGCUCGUAAUAGCUUCGUCGUUUGGGACCUCAAUAAAUUCUCAACUGCGAUUUUGCCUCGUUACUUCAAACAUAGCAAUUUCUCUAGCUUCGUUCGUCAACUCAAUACUUAUGGUUUUAGAAAAGUUGAUCCGGAUCGAUGGGAAUUUGCGAAUGAAGGGUUUUUAGCUGGGCAGAGGAACUUGUUGAGAACAAUCAAGAGAAGAAGAAAUUUAGCACAGUCGCCGUCUAUGCAACGAGAAAGUGGUGGUGCUUGUAUUGAAUUAGGAGAGUUUGGUCUUGAAGGUGAGAUUCAGAGGCUGAGAAGAGACAGAUCGGUUUUAGUGGCUGAAAUUGUGAAAUUGAGGCAGCAGCAGAAUAAUUCAAGGGAUCAGUUAUCUGCUAUGGAAGCUAGGUUGUUGAUUACUGAGAAGAAACAUCAACAGAUGAUGGCUUUUCUUGCAAAAGCACUCAGUAAUCAAUCUUUUGUUCAGCAAUUGGCGAACAGCAAAGAGUUGAAAGGUGUUGAAAUGAAGCGAAAGAGGAGGCUCACUGCUAGUUCAAGUUUGGAGAAUUUGCAUAAUGAUUCCGUGACGAUGAUGACAGAGCCGAUUGAAUCUGUGGUGGAUUAUUCUAGUCAAGAACAACAAGAGGGUUUGUCUGCUAUUGAGUCUGAGAUAGAGACAUUGUUAAGUGCUUAUGAUAAUGAAUCAAGGAGUGAAGUCAAAGAUUAUGCAUCAUUGAGUUCAGUUCCGAGUGCUAAUGAGAGUAAUUUGAGUGAUUGGGAGGAAUUACUGAACCAAGAGUUGGUUGGUGGGAAUCCAGAGGAUGAAGUUUUUAUUGGUGAUUCCUCACAAAUUGAUGCGCCGGUUGAGGAUUUGGUAGAAAAGAAUGAUGAUUGGACUGUGGAUUUGCAGAACCUUGUUGAUCAAAUGGAUUUUGAACCUUGUUGA
Molecule: messenger RNA, 1134 nt
Organism: Lathyrus sativus (Indian pea)
Lineage: Eukaryota; Viridiplantae; Streptophyta; Magnoliopsida; Fabales; Fabaceae
Source: the annotation of a GenBank genome assembly